AUGGCAAAGGCAAAAAUAGUUGUUAGUAGCGAAGAAGACGAAGAAGUAUCUAACACCAAUUUCUCAGACGAAGAAUCCCCACUCGAAUCAGACUCCAAUGACAACGGUGACAUAGAUGAAUACGACGAAGAGGAGGAAUACGAGCCACAACCCAAAUCGUCAAAGUCGUCGGCUAGAAGCAGACGAAGAAAAGCUGUUGAUACUUUGGAAGAAGACGAAGAUAAAGAGGACUUUGAAGGUGAACCAACAAGUCUGAGCAAUGAUGAAGAGGAAGAUGAUUUGGACACCAACUUUGAACAUGAGCUUUCCGAAUUGGACGAUGAUUUGGAACCAAAGAAUUACGACGACGACAUUGACGAUGAUGCGGAGGAGUCCGAAGAAUUGUCAACAAAACCAACCACACAAAAGGGUAAAAAAUCGAUAAAAAUUACAAUCAAACCGCCAACAAGGAAACCUGCAAAGGGACUGAGUGAAGCUCCAUCCGAAACAUUAGGCAGCUCGAGAAGUACGCGGAAAAGGCAAGUAAACUACUACCAAGAUGAUGCAGAUGGCUUUUCGGAGGAUUUGUCCGAUAUGGAAACUCCUCCACCAAAUACAUCUAAAAGAGUAAAAAUAAAAGCAGUGCCUGUACAUAAACCACAACAAAAUCCGCACUUGGAUCCCGAUUUGAUACUUACAGAUGAGGAGGAGGAAUAUAAUCCAAAUGCAGCGAAUGAUGUGUCAAAGAUGACAGAGAGACAAAGAGCACGUCUUAAUACAGACGUAUCUGGAGCAAUUGAAGACCCAUAUUUUGACUUGGAUGUAAGUGGGAAGAAGCAGAAACAAAAAAAGGUGAAGGAAGAAACCGAGGAGGAAAUUGCAUUGAGGAAAGCUGAAAACGCUCGUAAAAGAUUAGACUACAAGAAUAAAAUUUUGGAAGAGGAGAAGCGGGACACGUUGAAUAAAUUGUUGAAAAGGCGAGCAACAAAAUCGAGGGAAACUAUAGCUGAGGAUAAGGAAGGAUCUGUUGGAGUUGACGAGGAUUCAAAAUCGUAUUACAAAGAAAGAAGGGCUACAUUAAAUCACCCUGCUUUAAUACGAUAUGUCAACAACACAACAACCUUGAAUGGUAAUUCAGUACUCGCUUAUAAGUAA
Lodderomyces parapsilosis is the source of this 1134-nucleotide messenger RNA. RefSeq lists its product as uncharacterized. Bases 1 to 1134 code for a protein of 377 amino acids. The transcript has a single exon. The record is from RefSeq and is a predicted model, not a curated record. Gene Ontology annotation, cellular component: Ino80 complex. NCBI's taxonomy places the organism in Eukaryota, Fungi, Ascomycota, Pichiomycetes, Serinales, Debaryomycetaceae.